AUGCCGCCUAAGCAACAACAACAGCAGCGUUCUUCAAAGGAUUGUAAUGAGAAAGUAAAUAUGCCAGCAGCUCCUGAACCGUCAGCUCCACCAAUGACACUAGCACUGCAGCCACUUCUGUCACCACCACCACAAUAUAAAUCCACACUUUCACUAGCAAACUAUUUCGAAAAGGAUGAUCAAUUGCCUUCUUCUUCAAAGCAUCAACAGCCAGCACCAUCUCCAGCACAUCAUCGGCAAGCAUCACCGAUGCAAAAGAGCAAGCAGUUCUUGGCUCAAGGUGGCACACUGACAACAUCUUCUCAACCGAAACUCUCCCCGCCAACAUCUGCUGAGAAAUUGGCCCUACUGAGCAAGUACUUCUCCGGCAGUCGGCCACCACCAACACCACCGGAGCUGCUGUCGCCGGCCACAACUGAGCAGAAGUCGGUGAUAAUGGCCAAGUACUUUGCCAGCGGCAGACCACCGCCGCCACCGCCCAAUCAGUCACUACCGCCCUUCUUUCUGCAGUCACCACCACCACCACUACCGCCGCCGCCGCAGUUGACAGCUGAGCUGAUGAACAAAUUCUUUCCAAUUCAGUACUACUCUACCAACCAGUGUCCUCUGUGCAUGCAAGAAGUAGCCGAAAUCUUGAAAAAGUCAAAGUAUUAA
This is a messenger RNA of Rhagoletis zephyria (snowberry fruit fly), 654 nucleotides long. NCBI's taxonomy places the organism in Eukaryota, Metazoa, Arthropoda, Insecta, Diptera, Tephritidae. The record is from RefSeq and is a predicted model, not a curated record.